This is a messenger RNA of Heteronotia binoei (common prickly gecko), 2302 nucleotides long. It is a transcript of the gene WDR83, whose product is annotated as WD repeat domain 83. The transcript is spliced from 10 exons. Gene Ontology annotation, cellular component: catalytic step 2 spliceosome. The record is from RefSeq and is a predicted model, not a curated record. Gene Ontology annotation, biological process: mRNA splicing, via spliceosome. Lineage: Eukaryota; Metazoa; Chordata; Lepidosauria; Squamata; Gekkonidae. Gene Ontology annotation, molecular function: protein binding. Bases 470 to 1423 code for a protein of 317 amino acids.
CACUUCAACGCAACACCUCCUGCGCGGCGCGGCUCUCGCACCCUCGUCGGGCAGCUGCCUCAACCGUACCGAAGGCCGGAUCGUGACUCACCUGAGCACGCGGUUAGGUCGCCGCGGGUCCGCCAUGUUAUUGCUGGACAUCCCAGCCCGUCCCAAGCGGCUCCAGACAGCCUCUCCAGCCGCUCCCACUUCCGCUUCCGGUCAGCGCGUGGGGGGCGACAAACGUUGUAACACCUCAGCGCUCCAGAGCUUUGGUUCCGCGAAGGUGACGCGACCUCGGACGCCGACGCCCCCGGAGUCCCGGUGGUGUUCCAAGAUGAAAAAUCUACCAGAAGCAAAACAUUCCUAACCGUUCGAUCCAGUCUGAGAUAUUCAUGGUGCAUGAAACUUUCGUGGAUGUUGCUUUGUCAUCAAGUGUAUGGGAGCAUCGCUCGCAACGUAUGUGUGAAACCAGUCACUUUUCUUCCUAAUGGCUUUUCCAGAGCCAAAACCAAAGAAACCUGAGCUGCCUAAGAAACUGCUGGGCACAUUGCAAUGUAAACAGGGAGCUGUCAGAGCUAUAAGGUUUAAUGUGGAUGGGAAUUAUUGUCUUAGUUGUGGCAGUGACAAGUCACUCAAGCUCUGGAACCCCCACAAAGGGACUCUCCUCAAGACAUACAGUGGCCAUGGCUACGAGGUGCUGGAUGCAGCAGGGUCAUUUGACAACAGCCAGCUAUGCUCAUGCGGAUCAGACAAGACUGUUGUGCUAUGGGAUGUGGCUACAGGUCAGGUGAUUCGCAAGUUCCGUGGCCAUGCAGGAAAGGUAAACUGUGUCCAGUUCAAUGAAGAGGCUACUGUGAUCUUGUCAGGAUCUAUUGACUCCAGCGUCCGCUGCUGGGACUGCCGUUCACGCAGACCGAAUCCCAUCCAGAUACUCGAUGAGGCCAAAGAUGGCAUCUCCAGUCUGAAAGUGUCCGAUCAUGAAAUCCUUACAGGUUCUGUAGAUGGACGUGUCCGACGUUAUGACUUACGCGCUGGGGAGCUCUGCUCGGACUAUAUUGGAAGUCCCAUCACUUGCGUGUGUUUCAGCAAAGACGGACAAUGUACGCUGACUGCUGCUUUGGACUCCACACUACGCUUGCUGGACAAGGACACCGGCGAGAUGUUGGGAGAAUACACAGGCCACAAGAACAUAGCCUACAAGAUGGACUGCUGCCUGAGCGAGAGAGAUACGCAUGUUGGGAGCUGCUCUGAGGAUGGCAAAGUAUAUUUCUGGGACCUGGUUGAGGGAUCCUUGGCUAUGAGUUUACCUGUCAGCAACAGUGCAGUCCAGUCUCUGUCCUUCCACCCAACUGAGGCUUGUUUACUCACUGCAGCAGAGGGCCUUGUGCAGCUUUGGAGGGAAGAAUCGUAUGUGGCAGAGGAGGAAAAGCCACCUGCUUGAUCUUCAUCGCUGGGUAGCUGGAAGAGAGAACUUCAGAUGUGGGAUUUGGGACGCUCUUAACAUAUUGCAUGCAAAGUAUUGCCCUGAGCUCACUGUCUUCGGAAAGGGGGGGUGGCAUCAGACUAUGGCUGUUCAUACACGCUAGACAUCACAUCUUCAAGAGGGCUAGGCCUUUUGGUGGUUUAAGAAGAGAGGCCCCUUCCUUGGCUAAAGUUGAAAUACGCCCUAAGGCUUUGGGCUGUCCCUGUAUUACAACUAUUAAUUCAAGCACGUGUAGCUUACGUUGGUCUGUUACAAGAAAAUUGAACAGGAGCCCAGCAGCACCUUUCAAACACUAACAGUCUGUAUUCUAGUGUAAGCUUUUGUGUGUCGAAACUCACUUCACCAAAUGUGAUAAAGUUACUGUGACUCAAGAACGCUUAUGCUGAAAUAUAUAGCAUUAGUCUUCGAGGUCCCCCUGGGCUCUUGCUUAGUCCCUCUUUGUGAUGGGUUUGAUUCUUGGGUCGUGCUGCAGCAAAGUCACUUGGCUAAAGUCAAAACACAGAAGCCCUAUUAACUAGGUUGAUACAAGUGAACAUGCAUUCCUUUGUAUGACUUUUCACAAUCAAUGAGUUUAAUAUGCUAGAGAAUGUAAGAGUCGUCUUUGAGCUACAGCUGUUUAGAACCGUCUCGUUCCUUAAAGGGUUGUAGUAUUGAAAUGAUUAGAAAGAAACAACCUCUGUGCUUGGGGUCCUUUUGGGCUUACAAAACAUACCAUGGUGUAGUUUUCUGCAUAAUUUUAAAUGUAUUUUUUCAGUGCUACAGAUAAUUUUGCUAUGUUAAUAUCCUACUUUUUUGUUUUUGAACAAUACUAAUAAAAAUCAAAUUGUUUAUGAGGCA